Messenger RNA from Gopherus evgoodei (Goodes thornscrub tortoise), 549 nucleotides. Its product is annotated as claw keratin-like. Gene Ontology annotation, molecular function: structural constituent of cytoskeleton. Gene Ontology annotation, cellular component: intermediate filament. The transcript is spliced from 2 exons. The record is from RefSeq and is a predicted model, not a curated record. NCBI's taxonomy places the organism in Eukaryota, Metazoa, Chordata, Testudines, Testudinidae. Bases 1 to 549 code for a protein of 182 amino acids.
AUGACUGUCUCCAGCCUGUGCUAUCCAGAAUGUGGGGUGGCCCGACCAAGUCCAGUUACUGGCACCUGCAACGAGCCGUGCGUUAGGCAGUGCCCUGACUCCGAAGUGCUGAUCCGACCCUCACCUGUUGUCGUGACCCUCCCUGGACCAAUUCUCAGCACUUUCCCUCAGUACAGUGGAGUCGGAGCUGUAGGAGCACCUCUGGUUGGAGCUGGUUUGGGGGGCUCAUUGGGUAAUGGGGGAUUGUAUGGCAAUGGAGGCCUUUAUGGAGGAUCAUAUGGUUUAGGUGGAUAUGGUGGUUACGGAGGAUUGUACGGUUUAGGCGGAUAUGGUGGUUACGGAGGAUUGUACGGUUUAGGCGGAUAUGGUGGUUACGGAGGAUUGUACGGUUUAGGUGGAUAUGGUGGUUACGGCAGCCGUUCUGGUUAUGGGGGAUUAUGUGGUUAUGGGGGACUAGGUGGUUACCUGGGUGGUUAUGGUUAUGGGGGAUUAUGGGGUUCCGGGGUAUCUUGCCAUAGGUACCUCCGUGGAAACUUUGGGCCAUGCUAA